UCUGUCACACUGCUGUGAACGUUUUUCUGGUAAACAAAGUUAGAAAAUCUGGAAAAGUGUGGAAAAACAGCACUUUGCUUUUAUGUUGCUAUUAGCGGCACGAAAACAAUUUGCAUUGUAGUCAGGAGCAACAACAAAGGACACCUGCAGUGCCGGAAACAACAACAACAGCAGCAGCAGCAGGAGAUAGAUAGCUAUUGCAGCUGCUGUGGAGGUUAUUUAUAGCAACCAAACAGGCUGCCUGCUGCCAACAGCACCCCCACACUUGAAGAGGAGUGGGUGUGGGUGCCCUGUGCGCCUGCCUCUGUAAUUGGCCGCAAAGUCCAAGGAUACGUGUGAUAUUAUAUCCUUCUCCAGUCAAAGUCAAGUUAUUCGAGAAUCACUUGCGGAAAUGGAUUCCUCUGCAGCUGUGGCAAAUAUCGCGAAUCCCCCCACGGCUGUGGGCACCAAUGCAACGACAGCGGCCGCCAGCAAGCGGAACAGUCAGCAAGGACGUAAAAAGUCUGGCCCCAAAUUCGAGCUAUCCGACGCACAAAAGUCGGACAUUAAGGAGGCCUUCGAUUUGUUCGACAACGAAUGCACCGGCUACAUCGAAGUCAAGGAACUAAAGGUCGCCAUUAGGGCCCUCGGAUUCGAGCCAAAAAAAGAGGAAAUCAAGCGAAUGAUUGCGGAAAUCGAUAAGGAUGGGAGUGGCAGGAUUGCAUUCAAUGAUUUCUUGCACCUAAUGACCAUGAAAAUGGCCGAAAAGGAUACAAAAGAGGAAAUACUGAAGGCCUUUCGGCUCUUCGAUGACGAUGAGACAGGAAAAAUAUCGUUUAAAAAUCUGAAACGUGUGGCCCGUGAAUUGGGGGAGACCCUCACCGAUGAGGAGCUGCGCGAAAUGAUUGAUGAGGCGGAUCUGGACAACGAUGGAGAGGUCAACCAGGAGGAAUUUCUGCGGAUUAUGAAAAAGACCAGUCUGUAUUAGAGUUGAGUUGCGACUCGUUUAAUCUAAGAUUUGCAUUCCGUUUAGUAAAUGUUAAGUUUCUGUGGCUAAGCUUUUGAUGUAUUUAAUCCAUUCAUUGCCUCGUAUCUGUCUAUGUUUCUCGCUCUCCUCUGGAGGUUGCUUUAAAUGUAAGUUCCAGUUGUGUUCCUUUCUAGCAUCCCACUGACAUACAAUACACACGAAUGUACACAAACAUUCAAUUAGCAGCUAAGACAACAACUAUGAAAAAACCUCCGCGCACUGGCUGUAUUUUUGCACAACAAA
Messenger RNA from Drosophila subobscura, 1249 nucleotides. Its product is annotated as caltractin. Gene Ontology annotation, molecular function: calcium ion binding. Gene Ontology annotation, cellular component: centriole; centrosome. The transcript has 2 exons. Gene Ontology annotation, biological process: mitotic cell cycle; centriole replication. Bases 392 to 967 code for a protein of 191 amino acids. NCBI's taxonomy places the organism in Eukaryota, Metazoa, Arthropoda, Insecta, Diptera, Drosophilidae. The record is from RefSeq and is a predicted model, not a curated record.